Plutella xylostella (diamondback moth) is the source of this 712-nucleotide messenger RNA. RefSeq lists its product as uncharacterized. Lineage: Eukaryota; Metazoa; Arthropoda; Insecta; Lepidoptera; Plutellidae. The record is from RefSeq and is a predicted model, not a curated record.
UCAUACCGAAUUAUUAUAGCCUUUAGUCAUUUGGACAGAACCAUUCUUUAGAACAACUACUAAAGCUUAGUUAAAAAUGAAAAUUAAUAUAUUCUCAGUAAUAUUCGCGGCAAAUUUGUGUAUGUUCCAUUGCAAACAUCUGAUUAUUGGUGAAUUCAAGAACUUGACCGCAAUUUUUCAUACGGUAGCUAAAGUUGAGUUCCAUGGAAUGUCAUGUGCUAGAAAAGUUAAAAAAGUGUCGUACGAUGAUUAUAAAGGAAGAGUUAUUCUUGGCCUCGUAGCCUACGACAAUUUGCAGUCUAAAGCCACCGUCACAAUCCUGAAAGGAGGCAUCGGCUACACUCACAUCGUCUUACGACUACGCAGCGAGCGAGGGUGGGGCCUUGACUACGACAUCGCGGUCUAUGCCCUCGACCGAGACCGCCUGACUACCACCACCACCACGACUACUCCGAAACCGACUACCACGCAGCAACCACGACUGAAUAUCAACAAGCGGAGGCUGGAAAUCAAGAGCCAGUAUAUCAAAACUAUGAAGGAAGUACCGACAAGCGUUAUUUAGAAGGAGGUUUUUCAAGAAAAAUCAAAGUGUUAACAAACUUGCAUGAGAAAAAGUAUGGCCUCACAUCUCAUCAUAUACCUAAGUCCUACAUAGAGCAAACCUUAAUCUUGUACCAUUUUUUUACUGAAUAAUAAUGAAUAAGUAGUUUUC